AUGCCAACAAAUGAGGACGAAACUAACCGAAGUAGUAUAAGCAAUUACACGACACAAUCAGUAGAUGAGGGGAAAGAGGAAAAUCCACUACAUGCAGACACACGUAUAAACGGCAGGUUUCUUGUGAUAGUAGCUUACUUCGCUUUUUUAAUAUGGAGAUUUGUUAGCAUAGUAUUGUAUUCAGUGUAUGCCACAGACUGUUUCUUGAGAGCAAAGCUUGCCACGUUGCGGUGCGAAAACUUCACGCGCUACCCGGAUCCCAUCAAUUUUGAAAUCGCCUGGCAGUUCACUUCGGCCAUAAGCGGCUUGAUUGCAAUUGCGAUUCUGUUUAAACUCCCCAAGUUUCCUGGUUUGCAAGUCGUUUGUUCUCGUCUUCUCCGCCUGGCUCGGUUUUGGUCUUUCCUCUUCCAACUAAUCGUGGUAGUCACCUACAAUUCUAUUCUCUUCUUUCACGAACAUUUGCCUGGGAGCGCGGUCAUUGAAGUUGGAUUUAUAGUUGACGAAAUCACCGUCUUCGUCGUCGUUUGCUUGUGGAAUUUUGUACCCGCACCAUACGACGAGUUCGGCAGGUCUUCAAAGCUUUUGUACGCGUACAAUCUCUCUCUUAUCCUGUUCUUUCUGGAAAAUUUUUUUCUCUUCCUGCUGAUGUCUUCUCAGGCUGCCUUGGAUAUUACCGGUAUCCACGAGUUUGAGAACAGACCUAAAGGUUUACAGGCAUUGGGGAUCGUACUGAAUGCAACAGAGGCGACGUUUUAUUUCGCUGUGAUGAAAUUCAUGUGGAAUAAAUUGUUUGAAUGCGGCAAGUCUCAAGACCUUUUAGAGAAGGAUACCAUUUAA
Molecule: messenger RNA, 837 nt
Organism: Porites evermanni
Lineage: Eukaryota; Metazoa; Cnidaria; Anthozoa; Scleractinia; Poritidae
Source: the annotation of a GenBank genome assembly